AUGGCUAAAUCUCCCAGUAAACACUUCUCCGAUCAUAAGGUUGCAGCUGAAGAGACAGAUUCAAAAGUCUCUGCUGUCCCGGAUAACGUUGAUCAAGUUCCACCAAACACCAUUCAGCCCUUUCUACAUAAAGCUCUAGAAAGCUCUAUCAAUACGGGAGAGAUCCCAGCCAGCCUCUUUUCACCAAUCGCAAAAAACGAUCACAAUAUUAUUCCAAACAAUAGCCCGGUCCCAUUGCCAAUUCUCAAGCCAAAUGCCAGAAACAAUAUCCUUCUCUAUCCCGGCUCUUUUAACCCACCCCACCAAGGCCAUCUGGCCACAAUUCGCUAUUUUUCGGAGCGUCGUGAGCAACUCAGUAUCACCACUAUGUUCCUCUUCGUGGACCCUGGAUCCAUUGUCAAAAGCAAAGAGAAGCAAUGGGGUGAUAUUAUAAUUCCACAAACCGUCCGCUACGAACUUUUCUACAAAGUCCCAGAAAUCUCUCAACUCGUUGCAUCUGGAUGGCUUCAGCUGCUGGUAGGAGAUAUGGAUAAUCACAUCAAAGUUCUACGAGCGACAACCAAUUUGGUUUCGGAAGCUGGAUAUGCCGUUAAGCUGGUCGGACUUCUAGGCGGGGAUAAGUUGACGGUGGAAAGCGCGCCACAUGUACAUCCGGGAUGUUUACAGGAAUGGGGUCCGGUUGAUGAGUUUCUCAUCAUUAAUGCAAGGAGGCCAGUCGACUUCUUUGACCCAAAGAAAGAAACGAUUCCGAGAGACUUACCGGGUUGUACAAAGUGGAAGAGAGGUACGGAGAAGUGGGAUGAGAAAGAAUGGUCUAUCGGCGAUGGGGCUGGUGUUUUGUGGACAUGUCAGGCCUUGACCGUUCCUGAAAAACCGAUCAUACAAUUUCGUGCCUCGCAACACAGUGCGUCAAAUGGUGUUAGUUCAACUAAGAUUCGACAGAUUAUGACCGAGGCGCUGGAUGAAAAGCUUAUGGAUGGACUAAAGGAUAAAGCCAUUAGUGCUGAGUUUUUGGUAAAUUGGCUGAUACUUCAGCGUAACCAGGCGCGUGAGGCUUCCGAUGAAAAAGCUUUCCUUUAA
Messenger RNA from Botrytis fragariae, 1080 nucleotides. RefSeq lists its product as uncharacterized. The record is from RefSeq and is a predicted model, not a curated record. The coding region runs from base 1 to 1080 and encodes 359 amino acids. Lineage: Eukaryota; Fungi; Ascomycota; Leotiomycetes; Helotiales; Sclerotiniaceae. The transcript has a single exon.